Suncus etruscus (white-toothed pygmy shrew) is the source of this 1511-nucleotide messenger RNA. RefSeq names its product NOP53 ribosome biogenesis factor (gene NOP53). NCBI's taxonomy places the organism in Eukaryota, Metazoa, Chordata, Mammalia, Eulipotyphla, Soricidae. The transcript is spliced from 13 exons. The coding region runs from base 27 to 1460 and encodes 477 amino acids. The record is from RefSeq and is a predicted model, not a curated record. Gene Ontology annotation, cellular component: nucleolus. Gene Ontology annotation, biological process: rRNA processing; ribosomal large subunit assembly. Gene Ontology annotation, molecular function: 5S rRNA binding.
GGCUUCCGGGUUCUUCCUUUGGCAAGAUGGCGGCGGCGGCGGAGAGUGGCGGCGCGCGGCGCUCGAAAAAGGAGGCCGGUUCCGGCUUCCUGGGGCUGCGGCCCACUUCGGUGGACCCGGCGCUGAGGCGACGACGGCGAGGCCCAAGGAAUAAGAAGCGGGGCUGGCGGAGACUCGCUCAGGAGCCGCUGGGACUGGAAGUGGACCAGUACCUGGAGGACGUGCGGCUCCAGGAGCGCACAAGCGGCGGUUUGGUGUCUGAGGCCCCUGAUGAAAAGCUCUUUUUCCUGGACACUGGCCCUCAGAAAAAAGAGCCCUUGAAGAAUAGGGUGAAAAGCCGGAAGUCACUUCUGAAGAAGCCCCUCCGGGCUGACCUCAUCCUCGAGAACACAUCCAAGAUCCCAGCCCCCAAAGAUGUCCUCGCCCAUCAGGUCCCCAACGCUAGGAGGCUGCGGCGGAAGGAAGAGCUCUGGGCACGGCUGGCACAGCAGGGUCAGCUGCCAGGAGAUGUGCGCAGGGCCCAGGCCCGGCUCUGCCGCCCGCCUGCGCCCCAAGCUGAGACUUCACCCCAGGAAGUGGCCCAGCGGCCCUUCUAUGACCUCUGGGCCCAGGACAACCCCUUGGACCAGCCCUUGGUAGGGCAGGACCCUUUCUUCCUGGAACAGACGAAGAAGAAAGCAGUGAAGCGGCCUCCACGUCUGCAUGUCAAGCCAUCGGCAGCCCCUGCAGUAGAGGUGACCCCAGCUGGAGCCUCCUACAAUCCCACCUUUGAGGACCACCAGAGUCUGCUCUUGGCUGCGCAUGAGGUGGAGCUGCAGCGACAGAAGGAGACAGAGAAGGUGGAGCGGCAGCUGGCCCUGCCCCCCGCCGAGCAGGCGGCCACCCCGGAAACGACCUUCCAGGAGAUGUGCCAGGGCCUCCUGGAGGAGUCAGACGGGGAGGCCGAGCCCAAGGGCCCCCUGCAGGAGCCAGGGGAACCUUCAGAUGGAGGGGCUGAGACUGCACCCAUUCGCUCGGCCCCCGGUGAGAGGAAGACUGAGCAGCAGCGGCGGCGGGAGAAGGCAGCCCGAAUCCUGCGGAGGCAGCAGGCGGCGGUGCGGGCAGCCCGGCUGCGGCACCAGGAGCUGUUCCGGCUGCGCGGGAUCCGGGCCGCUGUGGCGCAAUGGCUGGUGGAGCGGGCUCGGCGGCGGGAGCUUCGGAAACAGCGACGUCUGGCCCUGGACAACCAGCCCCGGAGGCUGGGGCGGCUUAAGUACCAGGCCCCCGACAUCGACGUGCAGCUGAGCUCAGAGUUAUGCGACUCGUUGCGGACCCUCAAGCCCGAGGGCAAUAUUCUGCGGGACCGAUUCAAGAGCUUCCAGCGGAGGAAUAUGAUCGAGCCACGGGAAAGGGCCAAGUUCAAGCGCAAGUACAAGGUGAAGCUAGUGGAGAAACGGGCCUACCGCGAGAUCCAGUUGUAGCUGCUGACGGCGCUGGAAACCCCUGCACCCCAAUAAAGCAUUUUUCCAUCA